AUGUCAGUCAAUCGGACAAUUUCGAAAGAUUCCACCAUCACCAUCAGCCCGGACAGCCUACCCCCGAAGCAGGGUGGCGUCAACGGUGCUCGUCGGCUGAUUGCAUGGGCUGCAUUUGUUACGAUAGUUCCCCUUCUCCUCGUGGUCGGGGUUAUUGUCUAUAUUCUGAUCCACUAUCAUGUCCCCCGCAAGGCAGAUGCAAAGCCAACUCUGCGACUUCCCAGUGACCAGGAUGAUCCCAGCGUCUUUCUGGUCGAUAUCGAUUCCGCCCGAUUUGUUACCAUUUCCAGCGUUGCGAGUACUGUGGUGGCAUUGUUGCCAGGCUUCAUUAUGAUACUGUGCUCGUUUCGCCUGGCCAAGAAGUUGUCAGACACGAUGCAGGAAGAUCGAAUCGCUCAAUUACCUACGCCGUACCAAUUCGGGCUUUUAAUUGAAGUCAUGAACUCCCAACUCGUCUCGCUGUGGGAUCUUAUAUGCUACAGCCGUUGGAAAAAGAUUGCCUUGAGUCCUGUGUUGCGGAUGGCAGUUGGCUCGCUGGUUGUGUCCUUGCUUCUAAGUUAUGCAAUCUGGGUGGCUGACACUUGGCUUCAUAUUGUCACCGAAGCGACUGUCAUAUCCCAAGUGACACCCAUGGACACUCCAAACCACUCGCUGGGCUUCGAUUUUUUUUCUGAGUGUGCGGGUGUCCAUGACGACACCAAGCAAUUGCCCGACAUUUGCGUGCGUCUUAUUUACGCUGUGGUUGAUAGAUCAGCGCAGCCAUAUUUGGUCGUCAACAACUUGUCCGACACUUACCAAGUCAGGCAAGAGGCUUUGAAUGACAAAGCCUUUUCGUAUCUUGCCCCUGCCUCGUCCCCGGCAAACAUCGACUAUCAGGCCCAUACUCUUGCCGCCAGCAGUCAUUGCGAGCCCUAUACUCAGCAGUGUAAUGUCCACACUUUGAAUGAGACCACGAGCAUAUUCAAUUGCUCGGACAACUUCCACGGAACCAUGACCGAAGGAGACGCCUUAAAAGGAACAGCCUGCAGCUCGGAAGGGUGCAUGAAGCUGUUUACAGAUGCGGAUCUCAAUCACACAGCCAACAUGAACACAGCCACACCGUUCUAUGCCGGAGUGAUAGGGAAUUUUCACCCGACCCAGGUUACUCUGGAUAGCACUCUCACCAACGACUCGCAGGUCAUUGUCAAUAAAAACCAGUGGGUGUUCAUGUUGCGCUGCGCCGUGCGCGUCCAGGAUUUGACCUACUCGUUUGUCAAUGGCUCGAUGACAGCAGCCGAGCUGUCGCCCGCCAACGACGAUGUCCGCGCCAUGUCGAGCCGAUUUCCGCGUCUCGACACCGUUCUGAUAGAGCUAGGAAAUAUGCUGCAGGUAGCCACAGCAGUGAGCAAUACAUCGCAGGAGAUUGCGGAUUACUACUCGACUUCGCUAGAGGCCUUGACGAUCGCCUCGACUGCGAACUUUUUCAAGCCAUCGCGCUGUCUGAAAGAGCAACUUCGGGAGACCGUGCUGGUUACGCGGGUUCCCAAAAUCCCGUUAUUUCUACUCGGAUCAUUAUGCCUGUUAUUUGUCGCACUUAGCAUGGCACUGACAGGCACAGUAAUGCUCGAACGCCCGACGCGAUACCGUGAUAUCCAAGCGCGAUUGAGUGUCUUUGGACUUGCCGCCAGUCGGUUCGAAGCUGGCGCUGGUCGACGGGUGUCUGACAUGGAAGAUUUAUUUGGAGAAAAGCGAGUUGGCAGCAGCCGUGUGGGUAUCACGAUGACUCCGGAUGGAGGAUGGGAUUACUUUUCAGAGGUAUAGCUAUAGAUUCGAAACAAUGCAUUACGAUUAAUCAUUCC
This is a messenger RNA of Aspergillus glaucus CBS 516.65, 1838 nucleotides long. RefSeq lists its product as uncharacterized. The record is from RefSeq and is a predicted model, not a curated record. Lineage: Eukaryota; Fungi; Ascomycota; Eurotiomycetes; Eurotiales; Aspergillaceae. The coding region runs from base 1 to 1800 and encodes 599 amino acids. The transcript has 2 exons.